AUGGAGUCUAGAAGAAAGGGCACCGCUAUUAUUGGAUAUCAUAUAGAAAAUUCACCUGCGUAUAAGCCCAGUCCAUUCAAGAAAAAGAAACUUGAUGUUGGAAAAGCUACAAGAAAUGCUCCAAAGAAUAAACGGAGCAAGGGAAGACAACCCAAGCAGUUCUUUGAACAGGAUGAUACUAGUGAAGACUGCAAGCCUCGUAGAGUUCCUGAUUUCGCAGCUAAUGAGAAUUCUUCUGUGCUAAAAAGAGACAGGAAAGGUAUCCCAAGGUUUAGACAACAUGAAAGGCCUUGCUUUAGCAAUGUUUAUGAAGAGGAUUUGUCCUGCAUGAAGAUGAUUUCUCAACCAUCUAUUGAUCGAAAAGCUGCUACUCCUCAGCAGAGGAGCUCCAGACUUAUGGUCGACAAGAGAUCCCAAAAUUGAGAAGAAAGUAUUGCCAAAGCCAGAGUUGAUCACAAAUUCCAAUCGUGUGAUAAAAAAGAAAAGGUUAAAAAGAACCUGAAAAUCCGAAUUGAAGACAACUUCAAGAACCUUAACACUAGUAAAAGACUUCCCACUGAAGUUAUGAAAUUUGAUAAAAAUUAUAUGAAAAAUGCAUUUAAGAGUGAAACUAAAUAACCAUUCUCAAUUCCUAGUCGCUGAGGCCAACCAGAACAAUCAGAAGGAUGGUGUUUUGUACCAGAGCAAUGACUCCAAGAACCUCUUAGGCUUCAGGAAUAAUCGUCAUUUAAUGUCGCAUUCUAUUGUGAACUCUCCAAUGCCUCAGAGCAAAGUGGGUUCAGUGUCUAAUUCCAAACUAUCUUAUAAUAAGAAUCAGAGUGAGCAGGAAGAAAACAAGUCUGAAGCUUUCUUUGGUAAAGAAAGAGAGAGGGUCUGGAAAAAUGCAUUACAGUGAAACAAUAUUAACGAACAUUCUCAUAAAAAGAGCUCUCAGACUGGACAUGAAUACCCUCAAAAUCCUUUCCUUCAUACCAUUAAGGCUCUUGAAUCUGAAAGCAGCAAGAAUACUCCAGGUUUUCACAAGAAGUCUAGCAAUAUAUUUAUGUUUAAAUAAGCUAUUAAC
Messenger RNA from Moneuplotes crassus, 1063 nucleotides. The record is from the annotation of a GenBank genome assembly. NCBI's taxonomy places the organism in Eukaryota, Ciliophora, Spirotrichea, Euplotida, Euplotidae.